GCGGACCACAAAUGACGCUCUUUUAAUUGGCUAUGUGACCACGAUUGGUACAAAAUCCUCCUGCACCGCAAAUCAACGCAGCCACCGUCAGACCGAGAUCUCUCUGCCGCUGCAGCCCAUCGGAAGAUCAAUACAGCGGUGAUCUGUAUAAUCCGGGGAGGCGGUCCAACGUAACUCUCCCUUAUCCCUGGACUUGAGAGAUCCUUCCUGCCCCAGCCACCGCCUGAUGGUAGCAACUAAACCUGGUCUGGAGCUCUCUGUAAACGAUCUGUCGCACCCCUUGGACCAGGAGCCCGGCCUUGUACCUCCUAUAUAGCGUGUGAACUACCGAGACUUGCUGACAAGCAGUCGUGCCUUAGAUAGUCAAGGUUCACCCCUCAUCCCUUUCCCGCCGGCACUGCUCAUCCACUGUUUUGACCUUUGGCCUUUGACUACAAUAUGGCUACUUCAGUUGUGUCCCAGAACUCAGCGCGUCCGUCGCCUUUGUCAAGAAAGCUCUCACCCUUCAAGGACCCACGUCCGGCACCUUGCACACCAGCGAAGACAGCAAAAGCCUGGGACGAAUACGAGAAGCAAGCGAGGCAGAACGCAAGGCGAAGAGAUCGAGCCUCACAGUCAUCCCAACCGCAGCGCAACUCAGCAUCCUCAGAUGUCGGCAAGGGGUCUCGUUCGUCGAGCUCUACUGCAAGGUCAAGCUAUGACUUCAAGUUUCGUAAUGCUCCCAUCGUUACAUCGAAAGCAGUCGCUACCUGCAAAAGCUGCAAACGACCUAUCACAUACUCCUCAGGUGUUUGCGGGCGUUGCACAAAGACCAUCAUCCUGCCGUCUCCCACGGGUGAAUCUACUCCACCCCUUACCCCAGCGGCUCGGAACUUUGCCUCCACGGACCUGCACUUGCUUGAGAAGGCCACAUCACAGGAGGACCCAACUUUGCGGCCGCCAAGUCUAUCGAAGCGCAAAGACUGCCCACCUGCACUACAAUUUACCAACCCGCCUAUUCGACUAGAUUCGUUGCGGCCACCACCCAGCACUCAUGACCUUAUGGAAGCAAAUCGCAGCCGGAAAGCAUCCUUGACGGACCCCAACGAGCCUUUCCUUCGACUUCAAUACGCUCAACAAAUCGCGCCUUACACAUACUCAAUUCCAUCAACACCGACCUACCCACCAACGAGCCCGCCGUCUACCAUCCCUUCACGCGUCUCCACUCGGCCCUCGAGCUUUGCGCAGAUGACAUCUCCACUCACGCAAAAUGCUAUCUUGCCAUCCUACACGCGCCAAACUAGCGCCACCCCCUCCGAGUACAGUCAAGUACACCACUACGCCCCUUUGGCCGCCUCAUCACCUCCUUCGCUUCACCAGGUCAACCACGGGCUACAAAAUACCACAUCAGCAUGGGAUGACUGGGACUCCGAUGGUGAGGAGAAAGUCCGCCUUGUCGGCAAAUGGAAGCGCAAUGGGAAAGACAAGGCCACUACUCACGCUAACACGGUCAAUGCCAAUGUGAGGAACAAAGAAAAGGAGCGAGAGCGCGCAGAUAGCAGGAUCUCCUACUCUAGCAGUGAAGGGCGACACAGCCAUGAAAAGCAUGAUAAGAGGAGCAAAAGCAGUAUGGACCGCAAACCCGAGAAAAAACAAAGCAAAGAGAGCUCGCGUACUCAAAGCAGGAUGAGUAGGCACGAGGAUGUCAAAUCAAAAGCAACUUCAACCGAGCGAGAGAGCUACCAAAAGCACAAGAAGAGGCCGAGCGGGUUGACUCGCUUCCUGAGCUGCGGAUGUUGAUUCGGCUUCAUGACGUUACGAUGGUGUUAGUUGCUUUGGACCUUGGUCUCAUGAUUGUGUUCUCCUGUACUGCAGCGGAAAGUGUGUAUAGAUGAUGAUGGCAUAGUACGUUUCCGUCUUUAGGUUGAUUGCAUGGGCAUCUUUACGACUUCACGAUGUUAUUUUCACGACUUUUUGGCAUUGGCUACGGCCUAACGCAGCGCUGUGUUUACUUUUGGUAGUAUCUAGGAAUGAACGGUAGCAUUUGAC
This is a messenger RNA of Didymella exigua CBS 183.55, 2028 nucleotides long. RefSeq lists its product as uncharacterized. The record is from RefSeq and is a predicted model, not a curated record. The transcript has a single exon. Lineage: Eukaryota; Fungi; Ascomycota; Dothideomycetes; Pleosporales; Didymellaceae. Bases 439 to 1779 code for a protein of 446 amino acids.